ACAGUUCCAGCUCCCCGACCGAACAAUAGUAAACAAUAGUUCUCUGUCCGUGAUCUAUUAUUAGCUCUAGUCUCGACUCUAUCUAUGCCCCCAGCAGUCUCAUGAUUCCCCUCUGCCCCUUGACUGAAUGACACUUCCUACGCAAGUAAAAUGAGCCACGCUUCUCCUUCAUCGACCUUCAUCGCACUGCAGUCGUAUAACAAGACAAAAGUUGAUUUAUUGCUCCUGCAGGAGUUAAAACUAGUGAUGCUGCUUCCUGCUUCCUCUGUAGCUUUCUGUCUGCGUUUUUGGCCUUCUUCGCCUGUUGUUUGCUGGCUCCGAGAAGAUGAUGACGAGAGGAGUUGGAGGAGGAGGAGGAGGAGGAGGAGGGAGCAGUAGGCAUCCCUUCACGCCGUCGCAAUGGCAAGAGCUGGAGCUCCAAGCGCUCGUCUUCGAGUACAUGGCGUCGGCCGUUCCCGUUCCUCCUGAUCUCCUCUGCUGCGUCAGGAGAAGUCUCUUCGCGGAGCCGCGGUCUCCCCGCUUCCUGCCGCCGCAUCCUCCUGCGAUUGGGUGGGGGGCUUAUCAGAUGGGCGACGCGAGGAAGGAGGUGGAUCCAGAGCCCGGGAGGUGCAGGAGAACGGACGGGAAGAAAUGGAGGUGCUCCAAGGAGGCGUUUCCUGACUCCAAGUACUGCGAGAGGCACAUCCACAGGGGGAAAGGCCGUUCAAGAAAGCCUGUGGAAUUGUCUUUGGCCACCGGCCGGCCGGUCGUCUCCCACAGCUCGCCAAAUUUCCACCCUCCUCCUCCUCCUCCUCUCUCCCUCUCCUCGCCGCGCACUGAUCACCAUCUCCUCUCCCCCCGUUCCUCCUCCGUAAGGCCUUCUGCCAUAGGUUCUGGCUACUCGCACAGCGAAGAUUCCUCAAACUUCUGCUUGCAAUCUGUUGAUAAGCACAGGAACAUCCUUGGCUUCGAGGAAGGCGCGCGUGAGUUCCCUUUCCUCCCGGAAGGCUACAGAACCGGAAGGGAGCUUCGCUGCAGCUUCGGGCAUAUGGAGAUGAGCUCGAAACAUACUUACAGCAGCAUGCAGAGUAUUGAUUCCCACUUCAGGAUUUGCUCGUCUAAGGGAGAGGAGGAUGAGCAGCGCUGCCUCUUGGGCACUGGCCUCAAGAUGGAGAUGGCUGCUAAUGGCAGGUUGGAGAAGGAGGAGGAGCAACCAAGGCCGUUCCACUGUUUUCUCGAUGAGAAGCCUCCCACAGUCGAUGGCUCUUGGAUGAGCAUGGACGUGGGCUCGAAGACACAGCUAUCCAUGUCCAUUCCGCUUGCCGACCACGACGUCCCAGUCACUGCUACAACGAAGGUUGAUUUCUAAAGACGAGAGAAGCUUCGCCCUUCAGCACUUUGUCAUCCCUGCUCUAGAUUUUGCAAUGUCAAUCGUCUCUUGCUAGUAUGUUGUUGUGAUCAAUGAAGAAGAUAUGCUGUUGUGUUUUCUAUCCUAUUUCUACAAUUCCAUUCUGCUAAAGAUUAAACUA
Messenger RNA from Zingiber officinale, 1508 nucleotides. Its product is annotated as growth-regulating factor 6-like. Bases 326 to 1348 code for a protein of 340 amino acids. NCBI's taxonomy places the organism in Eukaryota, Viridiplantae, Streptophyta, Magnoliopsida, Zingiberales, Zingiberaceae. Gene Ontology annotation, cellular component: nucleus. Gene Ontology annotation, biological process: regulation of DNA-templated transcription; developmental process; DNA-templated transcription. Gene Ontology annotation, molecular function: ATP binding. The record is from RefSeq and is a predicted model, not a curated record. The transcript has 4 exons.